CGGAAUUGUUGGACUGCGACUGCUGAAGAAUUUUUCAGCAGGCUGGAACGAACAGGGCAUCAACUGGCAACAUCCAAGGCAAGACCAAACCAAAACUAGAGGAAUACCACUCUGAAGUUAGAACGCAUCAGUGGUCAAGUACCGCUCCAAGUGGUUCCACGAAACUGCUGGCCAUUUUCAGUCUGGCAAAUAUUGGAAUUUAGUGGAAUGCGAAUGAACUUCCGAAACAGAAUUGCAUUUGUUGGAUGAAUUUUCAUCUGAAACGGGAUUUUCUUUGCGAAUAGGCUACUCUCCGGCUAUACUCUCAUUCAUUCGACGUCUGCACACAUUUUUGUUUGUGUGACUGAAGACAACAGUAAGACUCGCGUUACUGUAAAGAAGCGUUUUCAUUAUUUUGCACCAAACUAUGGAGGAUCCAGCCCGAAUCAUGCAGGCGCUCGGCGGUGUCGCUCUUGGUGGUCUUUCGGUGCAAGGGGGUAUGGGUUUGCCGCCUUCGCAUGGACUCGAGGGGGCGGACGGAGAUGGAAGAAAACAAGACAUCGGGGAUAUUCUGCAGCAAAUCAUGACCAUUACUGACCAAAGCUUGGAUGAAGCACAAGCAAAGAAACAUUCCCUCAACUGUCACCGAAUGAAACCAGCCCUCUUCAGUGUUCUCUGUGAGAUCAAAGAGAAAACAGGUCUCAGUAUCCGUGGCGCUCAGGACGACGACCCUCAGGACCCGCAGCUCAUGCGUCUGGACAACAUGCUGCUGGCGGAGGGGGUCUCGGGCCCGGAGAAGGGAAGCGCCUCGGCCGCGGCCGCAGCCGCCGCCGCCGCCGUGGGCGGAGGGGUGGACAACUCGGUGGAGCACUCGGACUACCGCGCCAAGCUCACGCAGAUCAGACAGAUCUACCACACCGAGCUGGAGAAGUACGAGCAGGCGUGUAAUGAGUUCACGACCCACGUGAUGAACCUGCUGCGGGAGCAGUCGCGCACGCGGCCCAUCUCGCCCAAGGAGAUCGAGCGCAUGGUGGGCAUCAUCCACCGCAAGUUCAGCUCCAUCCAGAUGCAGCUCAAGCAGAGCACCUGCGAGGCCGUCAUGAUCCUGCGCUCACGCUUCCUCGAUGCCAGGAGAAAAAGACGGAACUUCAGCAAGCAGGCCACAGAGAUCCUGAACGAGUACUUCUACUCUCACCUGAGCAACCCGUACCCCAGCGAGGAGGCCAAAGAGGAGCUGGCCAAGAAAUGCCAGAUCACCGUCUCUCAGGGCGUGGGGAGCACCAUCACAGUGUCACAGGUGUCCAACUGGUUUGGAAACAAGCGGAUCCGCUACAAGAAGAACAUCGGGAAGUUUCAGGAGGAGGCCAACCUGUACGCUGCCAAGACUGCCGUGAGCGCCGCCCAUGCCGUAGCCGCAGCCGUGCAGAAUAGCCAGGCCGACUCCCCCACCACGCCCAACUCCGGGUUCCAGAUGAAAGAUGAGGAGUUUCAGAUGGAUGCCACAGAGAGCAAAAACUCACUUUUACCCAACAUGUUCACUGGUUCCUCUGGCUCCUUUAGCCUCCCAAACUCGGGGGACAUGUUCAUGAGCAUGCAGGGCCUCAAUGGGGCCUCCUACACAGGGGCUCAGGUGGGAGCUGGUGUUCAGUCGCAGGGGGAUACCAUACGUCAUGCUAUCAGCCAGGCGGUCGGAUACAAUGACGGCCUGCGAGGUCAUCUCUACAGUCCGCACGGUCUAAAUGGUAAUGGAGGAUGGCACGAUGCCCCGACCCCUUCCUCCGUGACCUCGCCCACAGAGGGGGCAGGGAGCGUCCACUCGGAUACCUCAAACUGACCUCCCACUCCACUGCGCCCCCGUUCCCGCUCCAACCCACCCCUAGCCUCCUCUUCCUCCUCUUCCUCCUCCUCCUCCUCACACCAGUCGGCUGCCAGCUCCCUGGGGCCGCCGGCCUGGCCAGCGCUGCUGGUGUCCUGAUUGGCUGCGUUCCUAGACACUACUACCUGCUCUCACACGGACGCUGGCGGCCAUUUUGGACCCCUGCUGUGACUGUUCUUGGCAGAGGCUCCCCUGUUUUAUGUCCCAGCGGACAUGAUCCAUAACGUCGCUGAGACACUUUCAGUUCACUUAUACAAUGUGUGUCCUACAUGAUUCCCGGCUUUUGGGAAAGAGACUGCACACAGUAGCGAAAAAGGACUCCGCGGAGGAUUUUAAUGUAGACUUAAAAGCAGACAUAACCAUUUUUUUGUUUGUUUGUCCCUUUUCUUUGGGCCACAGAUCCACCUGUUAGGCUAAUAUUAGCAGCGCAACCCAACAUUGUUUUUACUCCAACUUGCCCUUGCCCCAACACCCAACUCUAAAGACCAAGAUGAGCCCCAGACUGGAGAAAUGUACAAUAUGAAUGAGCUGUCACCACCCUUGGCAUCACCUGAACUCCAAUGCUGAGCACAGAAGCAACCCACAGAGUCUGGGCCUCUUGUGUCUCUGGUUCAAGAACUUGCGGAUCCUUCCGGAAUCACCCGCCGAUUGCCAACGGAGGUUUUUUUUUUAUUUUUAUUUUUUAUUUUACUAUUCUGUCAUUGCUAUUGUCUUGUAGUGUCUCACAUUCCAUUUGACUCUCAGUGUCCAGUCUUGAGGCCUGGCGAUUCCAACGAGGUUGCAUGUCAAGUUAGAGCCCAUGUGUUUUUCACUCAGAAAGAAGGCUGGAGAACGAAGAAUGAAGUGGUGUUCUUGUCAACCCAUUUCACUGCUGUGAAGCCCCUCACCGCCUCGCUAGCUCCAUAGCUCCCCUACCUACCUGUGUACAUACUAUCACCAGUGAGCCAACAAGGAUGACUACACUAUCCAUUUCGCUUGAUAGACCAGCACUAUACGCCAGAUCUGAAAUCCAUACCGCCUGGGCAACUUCUACCCCUCUCCAAAUAGCUUAUAUACUCCAAUCAGAUUCUGCUGGGUAAUAGGCUGUCCAACUCAUUCAUUUAGCAAAUGUUAGACGUUUUAUGAAGUUCGUCUUGUUAUUCAUAUGGGAAUAAUUAAUAUCCUUAGUUGCCUAACUGUUAGAAACCACGGAAUAAGUGUCCUCGUUUUAUUUUUUAGAGAGAUAACAAGUUAGCCUAAACUUCAUUUGAAGCUACUUCAUGCCUCGACUGUUGAGAGAAAGAAAGUCUAGCUACCUCUAGCAGUAUGUUGUAGGACGUGACCAGGCAGUGUGGCAUGCUCUUGAACCAGCACUCAUACAAGAGAGCAAUUUCCAGAACAGGUCUUAGCUUUAUGAGAGUACAGUAUAUACAGAACCCAUAGCCCAAAGUACACGAUAAACUCCCUGAGAGACAGCAGCAAAUUUCUGACAGUAAUGUUUAUGUUUGUACCAGAAAUAUCUUUGGAGAUGGCAACCUCAUUUAGUUCAUUUAGAUAUUUGACAUUCUAAAUCUUAGAGUGAUCACGUACUACCUCUCAGUGUAAUCAUGUGCAUUUUAUUUUUUUCUCUGCUUUUUUUUUUAAUGUAUUGUAAUUACUUCAGGGUUUAUUCAUGUAAUGUUGUGUAUGUCUUAAUCCUGUUAAUUAAUGCCAGAUGCAUCGUGGGAGUUUUUUUGUCUUCAAGGCAGACACUCUAUGUGUGAAACAGGCAACAGUAGCAGGGAGAUGACACCAGGCAGGCUUGCUCUUACACUAACGAAGAACAGUGAAACUGUUGUAAAUAAAUACUGAAGAACAUUUUGAAUGUUGCUCAUUUUGCUACUUAUUCUCUCCAACAUAAUUGAUGAAAGAAAACAAAUGACAUUGACUUUCAGUAAACAAAUGUGUAUACCAGGCUCUGUUUGACAGGGUAGACUUACUUUACACUCCUCAAGCUCUUUUUUCGUAUCCUUUUCUUUUCUUUGUAUUGUAUACCAUUUGGAAAUGGGUGAACUUACGAGAAAAAAAAAAUACAAGAUGAAAAGAUAAUUCUAAUGACAGAUGAAAAAUGUUUUGUGUUGAUUUCUAAUCAUGCUACGGUACGUAGAGGACUCAACAGUAACUCCUCUCUGUGGUAGCUCCUGUGUAGUUUUAAAAAAAAGCAAAUAAACUUACUUU
Messenger RNA from Sardina pilchardus (European sardine), 4051 nucleotides. RefSeq names its product pre-B-cell leukemia homeobox 3a (gene pbx3a). Gene Ontology annotation, molecular function: RNA polymerase II cis-regulatory region sequence-specific DNA binding; DNA-binding transcription factor activity. Gene Ontology annotation, biological process: embryonic organ development; neuron development; animal organ morphogenesis. Gene Ontology annotation, cellular component: nucleus. The record is from RefSeq and is a predicted model, not a curated record. The transcript has 11 exons. NCBI's taxonomy places the organism in Eukaryota, Metazoa, Chordata, Actinopteri, Clupeiformes, Clupeidae. Bases 407 to 1813 code for a protein of 468 amino acids.